UCUGCCACCCACACUGGAGACAUCCCCAUCCUCUACCUACAGUCACCUCCUCUGGAGCCUUCCUCUGGGAUACUUUUCUCGGGACUUGUUUUCUGGUCAUAUUUUUUUGAAAGAGAAAGCAAGUUUGAUAAAAAGGGCGAGAUCACCUGGUGUGACCCGCGGACUCCCUCUGUGCGCGGGUACAGCGCUCGACCCAGCCUGCAGACCCCGCUCCAGACAAGCUCUCUGUUCCCGGGCAGAAAGCGGUGCCAGGAUGCUGUGCUUCAGGAGGCUGCUUCAGCAGUGGAGCUUGGCGCUCUUCUUGUUGUGCUCUCCAGUGCCCCACUACGGGAGGCCCAUCGAUGCACUGAGCGGCCGGAUGAAGCGGUCGGUGACGCACGCGCAGCUGAUGCACGAUAAGGGCCGCACGCUGCAGGACUUUAAGAGGCGGAUGUGGCUUCAGGAGCUCCUGGACGAGGUGCACACGGCGGUCCGCGAGCUUCCGGAACGUUCCAGCUCCGUCGGGGGCGGGGUCAGCGCGGGCGUCCCCGUGGGAACGGCCGGGGGCGGAGCCACGGGCGGCGGUGGCGGAGUCAGCAGCGGGGGGAGCACCCUGUACCCCAAACCUGCCGGCAGCACCAAGAACUACCCUCCCGGCUUCAGAGUGGAGGAGGAGGGCACCAACCUGCCCCAGGAGACGCACAAGUCCCUCACCUACAAGGACCAGCCCCUGAAGGCCGUCACCAAGAAGAAGAAGAAAGGGAGGUCCGGUAAACGGCGGGAGAACGACAAGAAGAGGAGGAGGACGCGCUCGCUCGCGGGCGGGGCCUGGGAGCCCGGCAGCGGGGGACUCCGCCCAGAAUGGUGGCCAUACCUGGAGGCCCUGCACUAAGACACAGUCAGACUCUGACCCAGAUUCCACAUUCAGCGAGAGACUUCAGACUCAUGUUGCAGUUUUCUGUAAUCGUGAUUUCUUUGGAAAGUAAAAAGGGAAAAAAUAUUUAUUGUCUGUAAAUAUUUGAAACGCAGCAGAAUAGUGACAAUGGUAAUAAAACUUCAUUCCAGGCUCUGUCCAGCUUUAGUUUUAUUUUAUUUUGGUCAUUGUGAAUAGUUCAUUUUUUGUUGUUGUUUUUUAAAUUUUUUUUUUUUUUUUUUUUUUUGGUCUCUGCCAAUUAUAAAUGUCCAGAUUUGCAUAAUUUAUUUUGUUUGAACGGUGUAUUUAUUUUGUAAAUGUAUGACGGUGCUGCUGACAUUCUGUAUUUUUGUAACAUAAUGCACUUUAGAUAUAUAAAUAUAUAUAUCAAGUAAUUUUGUUAAUUGACCAAAUAAAGUGUUCUCUUUUUGUGGUUGAUUUUGAUGAAGAAGAGCAGUGGUCCUCCUCUCUGUAGACAGUCGCUAGCGUAGGUUUGUGCUGAAUUGGCCUGCUACAGCUUAAACUGUGUCCCACCCUGUUUCCUGUCAGCCUGUAUAACGUGUGUUUUGUGCGUUACACGUGUGUGUGUCCGUUACACGUGUGUUUCUGGAUGUGUCGGAUGUGCAUUCCGUUGUGUGUGUUUUCCCCCUCCCGUUUGUAUCGGCCAGAGUUCGCUCUGUACAUAGACU
Messenger RNA from Conger conger (European conger), 1581 nucleotides. Its product is annotated as parathyroid hormone-related protein-like. Gene Ontology annotation, cellular component: extracellular region. The transcript is spliced from 5 exons. Lineage: Eukaryota; Metazoa; Chordata; Actinopteri; Anguilliformes; Congridae. The record is from RefSeq and is a predicted model, not a curated record. Gene Ontology annotation, molecular function: peptide hormone receptor binding; hormone activity. The coding region runs from base 254 to 871 and encodes 205 amino acids. Gene Ontology annotation, biological process: adenylate cyclase-activating G protein-coupled receptor signaling pathway; bone mineralization; regulation of chondrocyte differentiation.